This is a messenger RNA of Closterium sp. Yama58-4, 495 nucleotides long. The record is from the annotation of a GenBank genome assembly. Lineage: Eukaryota; Viridiplantae; Streptophyta; Zygnematophyceae; Desmidiales; Closteriaceae.
AUGGAUCGAUCCGUUACGUCGUCGAGGCCGUUACACUCUGCUCAGCAGCCUUCGGCAAAUGCUACUGCUAAUGUCAACAUCGCAAAUAAUGACAACAUCAUUCAACAGGCGAUGGCGCUCCUCACGGCAUUGCAGCAGGGAGCAGCGAACCGGCGUACGCCUCCUCCGGAGCCCAACCGACCCGCAGGACAAUCGGCACGGGCGCCCAACCAGCCCCCACCAAUGGCGCCCGACGUGAACGACAAUCCCCCCGCCGCCCUCGUCGACUCCGACGACGAAGGUAAUCAUCGCGCUCGCAUUGCUGUCCCAUCCAAUGCUGCUACUGCCCUUGCACCUAUUCCACCUGCCCGUCCACAGCUUCGAUCCGCACUAGUUAAGAGCGAUGGCAUCCGCACUCAGGUUUUUAGCUUUGAACGCAUUGAGCUUAUUGCCCGCCACACGCUCGCAGCCCUCUUCGCCUCAGUUGAAGGUCACGAGCAGAUUGCAACCUACUAG